AUGGGCAGCAAGGCGCUGCCGGCGCCCAUCCCGCUGCACCCGUCCCUGCAGCUCACCAACUACUCCUUCCUCCAGGCCGUCAACACCUUCCCCGCGGCCGUGGACCAGUUGCAGGGGCUGUACGGGCUGAGCGCCGUGCAAACCAUGCACAUGAACCACUGGACGUUGGGCUACCCCGGCGUGCACGAGAUCGCCCGCUCCGCCCUCACGGAGAUGGCGGCCGCGCAGGGCCUGGUGGACUCGCGCUUCUCCUUCCCCGCGCUGCCCUUCGCCGCGCACCUCUUCCACCCCAAGCAGGGCGCCGCGGCCCACGUCCUCCCGGCGCUGCACAAGGAGCGACCCCGCUUCGACUUCGCCAACCUGGCGGCGGCCGCCACGCAGGAGGACCCCCCGAAGGCAGGGGAGCUGGGCAAGCUGGGCCCCGGACUGCCGUCGCCCCUCUCGGGGCUCAGCAAGCUGUCCCCGGACAGGAAGCCGUCGCGGGGCCGCCUGCCCUCCAAGACGAAAAAGGAGUUCAUCUGCAAGUUCUGCGGUCGCCACUUCACCAAGUCCUACAACCUGCUCAUCCACGAGCGGACCCACACGGACGAGCGGCCCUACACCUGCGACAUCUGCCACAAAGCGUUCCGGCGGCAGGACCACCUGCGGGACCACCGGUACAUCCAUUCCAAAGAGAAACCCUUCAAGUGCCAGGAGUGCGGGAAGGGCUUCUGCCAGUCCAGGACCCUGGCGGUCCACAAAACGCUGCACAUGCAGGAAUCUCCACACAAAUGCCCCACAUGUGGAAGAACCUUUAAUCAGAGAAGUAACCUGAAAACUCACCUUCUUACCCAUACAGACAUCAAGCCCUACAACUGUGAGCGGUGCGGCAAAGUGUUCAGGCGAAACUGUGAUCUACGGCGGCACAGCCUGACGCACACCCCGCGGCAGGACUUCUGAGCGGC
Messenger RNA from Centrocercus urophasianus (Greater sage-grouse), 944 nucleotides. It is a transcript of the gene OSR2, whose product is annotated as odd-skipped related transciption factor 2. Gene Ontology annotation, biological process: urogenital system development; embryo development; regulation of transcription by RNA polymerase II. The transcript is spliced from 3 exons. The coding region runs from base 1 to 939 and encodes 312 amino acids. Gene Ontology annotation, molecular function: DNA-binding transcription factor activity, RNA polymerase II-specific; RNA polymerase II transcription regulatory region sequence-specific DNA binding. The record is from RefSeq and is a predicted model, not a curated record. Gene Ontology annotation, cellular component: nucleus. Lineage: Eukaryota; Metazoa; Chordata; Aves; Galliformes; Phasianidae.